UACACCAUUACAACGCUGCUCCAAACAAAAGCCAGGGGUCUCCCUCUCUGACCGAAGCAGGAGGUGACGUCAGCAUCUCGCGUAUCUGCUCGGUUUAUUGUUGGUCUGGAAAACACGAAAAUGGGAAAGUGGAAGCUGCGGCGGCUGUCGUCUUGUCUCAACUUGACUACAACUUUUCGAAGAUAACUUUCCCAACAGAACGCCAUCUGCACGUCUUUUGAGUCACAUUUGGUUGGCUCUAGGGUGAAGUUAUGUCGCUUGACGGGGAUUAACUUACUGCCUUUCUCUCUUUCGUUUGUCCUUCCUCGGUUUGGAUGUUUUUCGCACUGUGUUAUCGAAGAAGAAGUGCCCUUGUCCUUUGUUUGUCUAAGGGAGAGUUUUAAUCAAGAGACAUGGACAUGUACGGAUAUAACGGCAUUUUCCUCGUGAGAAGACUUUUACGAAGCAAGAUGCUCGUGGUGACAAACAUGAGCGACAUAACGCAGGCAACGCCGCGCGGCUGCGAUAACGGCUCUUUAAUGGAUGGCUUCGGAGUUCUGAUCCAAGGGCUUCUCGCCGUUGUAGCUUUCAGCACUCUAAUGUUGAAGAGGUUUCGUGAGCCUAUUGGGGUGCGAAGACCGUGGAAGAUUUGGUUUUACGACACCUCCAAGCAGGCCAUCGGAGCUCUCUUCAUCCACUUUGCCAACAUUUUCCUGUCCACUUUGACCAAAGCCGACGCUUGCUCUCUGUACCUCAUGAACUUCAUCCUGGAUGCCACUCUGGGGAUGCUGGUGAUCUGGAUGGGGGUGAAGGUGGUGUCUCGCAUCGUGGAGCAUAAACAGUGCACCUUAUUGACCUUUGGAGAAUAUGGUGACCCUCCGAGGGCGAGUGCAUGGUGGGGCCAGUGUGCAAUCUACCUGCUCAUCAUGAUCCUGGAGAAGGGUGUGGUCACCCUCGUCCUCCUCAUCCCUGGCUGGACAAACUUGCAGGCGGUGCUGUUGAACUACAUCCCAAAUCCACAGGUGGAGCUGGUCCUGGUUAUGCUCAUCGUUCCCUUCAUAGUCAAUUCCCUGAUGUUCUGGGUGGUCGACAGUCUGAUGAUGAGGAAGUACAAGACCAUGACCGCCAUCGAGGGGCCAUCCGACAGUGUCAAGCAGGUGAAGGAGUUGCCGUCGGUUACCAGCGAAGAGGCCCAGGUGUUGCUGGGCGACGAUACGGAACUCUACUCCGACGACGACAGCGAUGAUGGCUGCUAUACUCCUUCUGAUAGAAGACUCAUGCCCAGCUGGGUAGAGGUCUAGACCUGCCAGAAACACACAUAGACAAACACACACACAUACUUGCAAAGACACAUAUUUUAUUGCAGCCCAGAAAUUCAUAGAGGACACACACAUAUGCUUUCUGGUGCUAUAAUUUUUAUACAUAUCAAGGUCAUGAUGUGCAAAACGUGUGUGUGUGUGUGUGUGUGUGUGUGUGUGUGUGUGUGUGUGUGUGUGUGUGUGUGUGUGUGUGUGUGUGUGUGUGCGUGCGCGUUAAUUAAAGUAAUGGACUUGUGGGAUCGUCUGAUUCAUGUAGACCCUGUGUGGUCGGGGUGUUUUGAUAUCAUGGUGCACUGAAAUGCAAGAAGUCUGCGCUUUCUAACGUUUGUCAUAAUUACGAACAAAAGUGCUUUUUAUCUUCCACAGAUGAAUAACACACACACACACACACACAUACACUUGCACCAUCUGUAAACACUCAAUUAACAAUCUGAGUGAAUGUCUCAUAUAUGUAAAUGUUAGAUUUUUGUAUUCUGCUUUCUGCUCUAAAUCAAUGCACACACUCGUGUGUGUGUGUGUGUGUGUGUGUGUGUGUGUCUACUAUAUGCAAAUACAGUAAGUGAGAUACCUAAACGGGACCAAGUUAUCGUGUACCAAAUUAGGAUUGAAUAUUAUCACUGUUUGAUGGGAUUACGAUCACUAUGAGACUGGUCAUUUUUGUAUGUGUACAUAAUAUGCACUGUUUAUUCCUGGGCUGCAUUUUUAUACUCCGAUGACAAUAUCCACUUGACGUCCCGCUAUGGGAAGAGACUUCUAGACAAACCUGAUUGGACCUGUGUAUGUGUGAAUCGCUGCUAUCAGACCACUGUCCAGAUAGAGGGCUGGUGGAUGAAGCCCUUCUGACGAGCAUUGAGCUCUUGCUGCAUUUGACCGGUCAUCCUCACAGGCAUUGGAGGAACUCUUUUACCAUUCCUGUUUUUAACCUCAAAUCAGUUAAGCAUUUUAGAACAUUCACACAAUUCUUGACUUCUAAGUCAAAAUCUAGAAUGUUGAGACAUGUACAAGUUCUAGAACAAUGAUGACCAACUGCUGCACCGAGAUAUAUCCUCAGUCUAUCAUAAUAUUUAUAUUAUAAACAUUGUCAUUGUAAUCUUUGAGGUGUGGUCAUGGCGAUGCUUCAUUUUACUGGGUUUGGGAAAGCCAUAACUGUCACAAAUGGUCCAGAGUAUACUGUUGAACCACCAUGAAGGAUGCUUCAAAACACCGUUUAUACAUUUCAGCGGGAUGUUUUCAAUCAAUAUCAUGCCUCUUAUGAACGUUAAUCUAGUGUUUUUGAUGACCCGUAUUGUUGAUGUUUUUUUUUUAAUAGAAAAUGUUAAAUUAAUUUUGAUGUAAUUUUUCCUUUCGAGGGGCCAAAUUGUACAUCGACUUGUUUACUCUCACCAAAAAAUUGUGUCUCAGCGUGUUGAUGCUGCGUUUAUCAAGUUAGUUAUUAAUUUUGGUGAAUUGUGUGUUUUGGAAAACUGUUGAUAGAUGAUGUGAACAUGUUUGUUGAGGGAAAAUGUAUCCGUCCUGGAGUCAAGAGUGUAUGUGGGGAGAUUUUAUUUACCAGUGUUCACUCUUUAUACUAUAAAUAAAAACUUUGAUUACAGAACA
Molecule: messenger RNA, 2894 nt
Organism: Alosa alosa (allis shad)
Lineage: Eukaryota; Metazoa; Chordata; Actinopteri; Clupeiformes; Clupeidae
Gene: tmem110l
Product: transmembrane protein 110, like
Exons: 8
Coding region: 393-1280 (295 amino acids)
Cellular component (GO): membrane
Source: RefSeq, a predicted model, not a curated record